AUGAAAGAUGCCGUUAGAGCUGGGUUCUUAUCCCGUAAAUGGAGAAAUCAAUGGAAAUACCUGGCCAAUGUAGUUUUCAAGCAAUCUACAGGAAAAGAAAUCGAAUCUCUUACCCAUUUUAUCUCCCUUCACCGGGGAAAUAAGAUAAAGAAGUUCCAUGUAGAAUUCAAGUAUAGGCCUAACAAGGAAGAUCAAGUGAAUGAAUGGAUGAGUUUUGCUAUUACGAAGGAGGUUGAAGAUCUGAAACUUGACUUUGAUAUGAAAGGGGACAAUGAUCCAUUGUACAUACUACCCCCAUUCAUUUUCAACUGUGAAUCAUUGGUUUCUUUGUCCCUCAAGGGUUGUGUGUUGGAGUUACCAGAUUCUAUCUAUCUUCCCAAUCUUCAUACUCUUUCUCUCACACGUAUGGAAAUUGGAAGUAGAAAUGGGAUGACAAUCAGAAAGAUCACUUCAAGGGCUCCACUGCUGGAACGAAUGAGCUUGGUUAACUGCAGUAGGUUCCGCAAUUUCAAUAUUGAUGCCUCUGAAAGUCCAAACUUGAAAGAGCUGGCUAUCAUAGAGACCAAGGUUGAUCUUGCUAGAUCCACUGGAAUGGAUAUCUGUGCACCAAGUGUUGAAAAAUUGGUCUUCUUAUAUGCUUCACCCAGGAGAGAAUAUCAUGUAAAGGAUGUAUCAAACUGCCUUGAGUUUACCUUUGCUCUAUCCGACCAGCCCCAUGAGUAUUUGUGGAAGGAAGUGGGAGAGGAGUUGUUGUCGUUGAGAUAUCAUGUUGUAUUACUCAAUCUUCUUCCACAUUUUCAACACGUCAGAGUUCUCAGAAUCUGCAAUUGGUGUGUUCAGAGUCUUUAUAAAGCUGAGGUCUAUGAUAAGACGAGGAGCAGGGUAUCCCUCUCUUGUACCAACCUGGAAAUAAAUACAUCAUUUCAGAGGUGGGAACUACCGGGAGUCACCUACAUGCUCAAAGCUUGCUCUGCCAUUGAGGAUCUGUGCUUUGUUAUGGCCCCAAAACAGAGUCAGAUCCCCCAACUGUUUCUGAAGCCAGAUGAUUUUGAAGAAAGAAUAUAUUGGAGAAACGAAGCGAAGUCUUUGGUGAUGGCCCACUUGCAGAACCUCAAAAUUAUGACAUUCAAAUUGCCUGGAGAGUGUUAUCACAGUUGGAAACUUUGGCCUCUGGACUUACGCACCUUCUUUAUGGGAAGAGAGAAUGGAGUUGAACUACUGGCAGCUCUUAAGCACAGCUCCAACAAUCAAUUACGCGUUGUUUUGUCCACUGAUAAACAGCAUCGACGUUUUCUUAUUAGGCAGUAA
Messenger RNA from Vitis vinifera (wine grape), 1308 nucleotides. Its product is annotated as F-box/FBD/LRR-repeat protein At1g78750-like. The coding region runs from base 1 to 1308 and encodes 435 amino acids. The transcript is spliced from 3 exons. NCBI's taxonomy places the organism in Eukaryota, Viridiplantae, Streptophyta, Magnoliopsida, Vitales, Vitaceae. The record is from RefSeq and is a predicted model, not a curated record.